Molecule: messenger RNA, 825 nt
Organism: Fibroporia radiculosa
Lineage: Eukaryota; Fungi; Basidiomycota; Agaricomycetes; Polyporales; Fibroporiaceae
Exons: 8
Coding region: 1-825 (274 amino acids)
Source: RefSeq, a predicted model, not a curated record
AUGACCUUCAUUGUUGCCAAUGUUGCAAUAUUCAUAUCUAAUACAAUUCAUUGGAUUCUCGUCGUGAUACGCAUAUUCAUGGCAUUCGUUACCUAUCCACAGGGUCCUUUGCUCUUCUAUGCGGACAUCGCUCAGCCAUCGGAAGUGGUUCAGAGCGGUGCGCUCAUAUUCACAUUGCUAGUGAACGAUGCAAUGAUGAUAUACCGCAUGUGGAUCAUAUGGGGUUACAGCAAGCGUGUCAUCAUAAUCCCUCUGUGCACCCUCUUUGGCCUGCUGGUGUGCGGGAUCGCCGUCUUGUAUCAAAUGACCCGAUUUCAUAUGGGCCAGAAUAUAUUUAUCACAGACCUGGGUCGCUGGCUGACUAGCGAUUCAGUUUUCACUCUCUGCACUAACCUGUACUGCACCACCAUGAUCGCCUGGCGCAUCUGGCGCAUCAAUGCUCAAAUCGAAGGACACAAGAAUAGUAAUCUCAUGUCCGUACUCGCCAUCAUCGUUGAAAGUUCUGCAAUAUACACGAUCUGGGCGAUCUUCUUCCUGGUUAGCUAUGAGGUCGACUCGAACCUGCAAUUCCUGAGCAAUGAGACGAUCUGCAUCGUUGCUGGAAUUUCAUUCAUGCUCAUCAACGUUCGCGUGGGGAUGGGCUGGGAGCAGAAGGCGCCACAGUCCAUCUCUACGUUCGCAGCCGCACAGUUCACAUCUAGGAUUCUUGGCAAUCAAUCGUUUACUAUGCAACCUACGACGGUAUACAUCUCCCAGGCGGUGGAGUGUGACGACGACCGUAGCAGGACGGCCUCGCAGCGUUCCUCCAAGGCCCUAGCAGUCUGA